This is a messenger RNA of Myripristis murdjan (pinecone soldierfish), 1718 nucleotides long. It is a transcript of the gene rpp40, whose product is annotated as ribonuclease P/MRP 40 subunit. Gene Ontology annotation, biological process: tRNA 5'-leader removal; endonucleolytic cleavage in ITS1 to separate SSU-rRNA from 5.8S rRNA and LSU-rRNA from tricistronic rRNA transcript (SSU-rRNA, 5.8S rRNA, LSU-rRNA). The coding region runs from base 103 to 1164 and encodes 353 amino acids. Gene Ontology annotation, molecular function: ribonuclease MRP activity; ribonuclease P activity. Lineage: Eukaryota; Metazoa; Chordata; Actinopteri; Holocentriformes; Holocentridae. The transcript is spliced from 8 exons. The record is from RefSeq and is a predicted model, not a curated record. Gene Ontology annotation, cellular component: multimeric ribonuclease P complex; ribonuclease MRP complex.
ACCGUGACCCGGAAGUGUUUUCCCGGCGUGAGUGAGCGCGCGGCGUGCUGUGUGAAGCAGGAGAACGAGGAGAACCAGGAGAACCAGGAGAACCAGGAGAACAUGGAGAACCUGCAGCAGACCUCCAGGAACCUGCUGGUCUGCGACCAGUCCAGCCUCCGGCACCGGAAGUGCCGCCUGAGCCAGCAGGUGCAGCAGCACCACUUCAACCACCAGGUGUCGCUGCUGCUGCCUGAGUGUGGCUCCGCCCCCCCGCCGCUGGACGCCGCGCUCCGCAGCUUCAGCUCCUCCUACCUGCUGAGGAAGCUGCCGCUGCACGAGCUGCUGGACACACACUUCCUGCAGGACGCCGUGUACCAGGGGUCGGUGUACGGGCUGUCCUACAGGAGCAGGAUUGAUGAGGACACCUGUGUGGCUCUGCUGCCGAGCGGUCAGCUGGUCCUCUCUCUGGAUAAAGAUGUGUAUGAGCGGUUGGGGGUGGAGGGGAAGCCGUCACGUUUCAACCAGCGAGCGAACAGCAGAUACGUGGUGACUGUGAACCUGACGGACAGCAGCAUGGCUCCAGGUGGGCGGGGCUACCAGCGGCUGCUGACAGGCCUGAAGUCACGUGUCCAGCUGCAGACGGACUUCCUGCUGUCGCAUCACCCAGGGGGAGGCGAGGCUCUGAAGGCCCUCCUGUCUCGCUACGACUGGACAGAGCACAGACCUCAGGUCAGCAGCCGGCUUCUGACCAACCUGCCCUGCCCCACCCCGCUGACCUCUGACCUGCCGUCAUGUGACCCCCACAGCUUCCUGGAGUGGCUCGGCGCCGUGGAGGCCGAGGUCAGCUGUGACAACGAGUCCACCAGUUUCCUGUCGACGUUGGUGUGUCCGGAGCCUCGUGCGGUGCUGAGCCGGGCCCUGAGGGUCCGGGUCAGCGGGCUGCUGCUUCCUCAGGACGUCUACAGGCUGAUUGAGGAGCUCAGGCGUUGCUGGGACGGGCGCGGCACGGCGUCCUGGGCGGCGCUGACGGUGCAGGGCUUCGCCGACAGCCCGGUGUCGUGGGGCAGCAGAGAGCACGGCUUCCUGAAGGGAGGAGAGAACUUCUACAGCCUCCUGCUCUGCAGCGACCACAGCUACUGGCUCUGCAUGGGCACCGGGGCGCACGACGGCUGCCCGCCGUGACGCCACCCGCCACGACGGCUACCCGCCGGGACGCUGCCGUGACGCCGCCCGCCACGACGGCUGCCCGCCGGGACGCUGCCGUGACGCCGCUCGCCGCGACGGCUGCCCGCCGUGACGCCGCCCGCCCUGCUGGGACUGCCAGCCUCCUGUAUGUUCUGGGCCCCAGGCGGACUCUAACAAGCUGAGAGCCCACGUUUGAUCUGGCUCUGCCCUCCAGGCCCUGCUGAUCCAGCAGCUGAUCCAACGUUGAAAUUUGGGAUUUUAAUAAUUAUACGUGCAGUUUUCCUGCAUUUUUUUUGUUUUGUUUGUUUGUUUUUUGUUUCCCAGCAAACUGACAGGAGCACCAAGCUGAAGUGAGCGUUGUUGGCCUGUAGGACAGAGCUCAUUUUGCUGAGGACGUCUGGAGGCCCCUAGAGGCCCCUGGGGGCCCCUGGGGCCCCUCACAGUCCUGGUCCAGAGGUUCCUGCUGGUGUCUGGCAGAUGAGUGGUUUUGUCCUGCGGUACAAACCUGCAGCGCGUCCAUCAGUCCUGCAGGUCCGACGGGUGGAAAACAG